AUGGUGAAACGGAAUGGAGCAUCGAAGGAACUGUAUCUGGCUCUGGAGGAAAGCUCUUACGAAUAUCGGAGUCUGGAGUUGGAGCGAAUGGAUGGCGAAAAGGCCCUACAGCAACGAUUCCCUCAUGCUGUUGUGACGUCAGACAACAGUCUUCCUGUGCCUCGACUUCCUCCUUCCCCGACUCGAGUCGAUCGUCUCGUCGUCGACAGCUUGCGUGAAAAUGCUAAGGUCAUCACGUUGAUGGGACAAAUGGAAGGACUUCGUGGCUAUCUUCUUCCAUCAUCGUUGUUCGAAGCCAUGGCGGAUUGGAGUGAUGCAGUACGGGCUGUCAAAGAAGCACGUCAUCGUGAGGUCCUGUCUCUUCAUCAUAAGCCUUUUUCCCCUGCUCACGGUUCUUCCGAUGUUGCUCUAAUGGACCGUUUCGAGUGGUGUAACACUCAGCUGGAGGCGGGAGAAUCCAUCCUUCAGCGUGGCAAUCUCAUUCGAUUGUAUGAUGGAGACGAUAAGACUUCUUUCGAUGAUGGGCAGCUCAUCCUGACCGACUACCGCCUCAUUUGGAAAAAGUUGGAAGACUCAAAGGGCCUCGGAUUAUCCUUAAAAUAUAUCGUUCUCGCUGAAGCAGAAGAAAAGGGAUUCAGAGGAACACCCAAAAUACGGCUUUAUGUCAGUCAACCAAAUGCAGAAAAACUGCCAGGACCUGUUGCUCACAGUCCAAGUUCCCAUCUGAAAUUGGGAUUCAAGGAUGGAGGCCUAAAACAAAUGUUGACUGCCAUAGAACAAGCAGUGCGAGAGAGACAAGGAGCAAUAUCUGAUGAUGAAACUAUUGAAUUUAAGGCAUAUCUUCUCAGCCUGGGUAUUGAUGAUCCAGAGGCUGGUGGGAUGAUGUCAUUGACAGAUGUCUAUUGCAGAAUGAAUAGAGCCCGGGGCUUGGAACUCCUUUCUCCUGAGGAUCUUCUGAAUGCAUGCCAUCAGUUAAAUUCUUUAAACUUACCUGUUAGAUUCAGGCAAUAUGAAUCAGGACUUUGUGUCCUACAGUUGGCUGAUCAAGAUGAUGACUUUAUCAUUGCUGCCACUGCUCCUGAAUUGGAGCAAUGUGGAUCCUUGUCAGCAGAAGAAUUAGCCAAAAGUGCAGGAAUAACAGUGGUGUUGGCAAAGGAGCGGCUGUUGGUCACUGAGAGAGCUGGAUUUGCCUGCCAAGAUGAUUCUGUGGAAGGCUUGCGAUUUUUCCCAAAUUGGGGAAAGUACAUUGAACCUGGCCAAUGGUUUGUGAUGGCUUGGAGGUUCCAGGCAUCAAAGUUUAAAAAUGCAGUUGGGUCAGUGGCAAAGAAGGAAGAGUGGAUUCAUGGAAUCAAUGUUGGUGACGUUCGAACAGGCAUACACCCAUCCAUUGCAGCCUCAGCAGUUUACAUUGCAUUCACAGAGGAAGGAAAAGGUAGUGGUGGGGUUGGGGUAUGUCGUCUGGAACAUGAGAAAGUGGCCAAGGAAAUAGCUAUCUUUGAGGUGUUUCAUCCACACAAUCAGACUGUCACAAACCUAGAAUUUUCUCCCUUUGAUGAUGGACUCUUGGCUACAGCAGCCACUGAUGGCUUGGUGAAGCUCUGGCAUGUGGGGGAAGGUUAUAAUAGCCCAUCAUGGACCCUUUCCCCUGCAUUUGAGAAUGGGAUUGAUAUUCUGAGAUUUCAUCCAACUUCUGACUUCCUCCUUUCCUUUACAUCUGAAGGAGAACUCCUUCUAUAUGACUUCUUGGAACAAAAACAGCUUAUCAGACUGGAUAGCUUUGACACUGGAAUCCAGUCAUUGAGCUGGAAGAAAGAUGGUUCCCAGUUGGCAGUCCUGGACAAUCAACCCAUGCUUACUGCCUUAGAUCCUAGGAAUAGUGUCACAGGAGCCAUGAAGGCAAAUGUGCCCAGCAUUAUUCCCAGGGAUGCUCAUGUCCUCUGGCUUUCUUCAAGCCAUUAUAUCCUGGUUUCAGGACUAAGCAAAACCAGACAGAGGGAAGCAAUGCUAUGGGACACUCGCAACUUUGCAAAUCCAGUCUUCAGUCUUGAUUUUGGAAGUGCAAUCAGUUCCUUUUUGCCCCUGCAAGAUCCUGAAUCUGGCAUGACCUUCUUCCUUGGCCGAGGAGAGCGAACGAUAUCUUUUUUGGAGUGUAUAGAGAAAGGCCCAACACUGGUGGAACAGUCUCGCAUUACAAGUGAUCAGCAAACAAAGGCUGCUUGUCUUGUGCCCAAGAGGGCCCUCAAUCUCAUGCAGGCGGAGGUUAAUCGCAUCCUACAGCUUACACAAACUGAAAUAAUUCCUAUUAGUUACCAGGUGCCAAGGAAGUCUUACAGGGAUUUUCAUGCUGAUCUCUACCCUGAGAUCAAGGGUAUGCAUUCUGCAUUAUCUCCUUCAAUGUGGAUGGAGAACCUUAAUCUCCAUGUUCCAGCUAUGGAACUUGAUCCAAGUAAAAUUGCCAGCAUGGACACAAAGGUGGUGAAGGGAAAUUUAUCCUUCAGAUAUUCAGAACCAGGGGAAAAGAGAAAAGAUUAUGAAAAGAAGAAACAGAUCUUCCAACCCAACACUGACAAUCAUAAGGAUAUGUCUCACAUGGAACUAAAUGGAACCAAGGUGCCUGCUGUUCCUCUUAAGCCAACAAUCAUGAGGCAGAGCUCAAGUGAGACCCAAGAAUCUGAAUGCCUCUCUCCCAAGGGAUCUCUGAUUUCAAGAGAUGUUCCUGAGAGAAAGAGUAUGAAGGAUCUCAGAAAUCAGUUUGAGAAUAUAACCAGUUCUAAUGCUGUGUCUGAUGCAAGAGUAUCCAGGACUAAUGAGAAGGCCAUGAGUUUCACAGUGCAAGGAACAGGCGAUUCUGAAUCCACAGUUAGUGCAACAGUACAAAAGCUAACUGCUUGGAGUGAUACUGGAAAUGACCAAUUUGUCUCUAGGAGCAGUUCUUUUCAGAGGCAGAGUUCACAGAGAAAGAGCAAGACCUUUGGUCGGGUGGCCAAGUACCGACACUUAGAGGGAACUGUCCCACCCAAGAAGGAGGUCUUUGAGAAUUUGAAAGGUGUGAAUUCAUCCCUUCCCACUGAGUGUGAUGGCCUAGCAGGGAAUAGGAAGAGGUUUGCAUUAAGUCUGGCAGGUCCUGGUGGAAAGCUGGCCAUUCUGGAACUCUCCAGUGUAGGACGAAUUCCAGAUGGCGUUCUUCCAUCUGUCAUCAAUGGUGCUUCUGUCACUGAUUUCCAAUGGGACCCUUUUGAUGAUGGUCGUCUUGCAGCAUCAUGUGAUGAGGGAACAAUCAAUUUAUGGUGUAUUCCUGAUGAUGGCCUCAAAGAAUGCAUCAAUGAGCCCCAGAUGACCCUCAAAGAAUCAACUGAGAAGAUCUCUUUGAUCAGAUUCCAUCCCCAAGCCAAGGAUGUCCUCCUGGCUGCUUCCAAUGAAGGAGACCUGAAGAUUUGGGAUCUCACAGCAGCAAAUGUGGCAAUCUGCAUUUUGGACCAUUCCAAGCAGGUGUGGAGUGCAGCAUGGAGCCCUGAUGGACAAUGGCUGGCAACAUCCUGCAAGGAUGGCUACAUCCGCAUCUUUGACCCAAGGAAGAGUCCAGAAGAACCAGCAAGGAAAGGUCCUUGUUCUGACAAAGGAAGGGGUGCUCGAGUACUUUGGGCCUUGCAGGGGAAACUUCUUAUCACCUCUGGCUUUGAAAGGGCUUCUGAGAGGGUGAUCAAAGUGUAUGACUCGAAAGAUCUAUCCAAUCCAAUCCACACUCAGAGCAUGGAUGUCAGUCCCUCUCUGAUAAUGCCUUUGUAUGAUGAAGAUUCAGCAACUCUGUUCCUUUAUGCCAAGGGAGAUACUACCAUUCAUACUUUUGAGGUGAUAGAGGAUUCACCUUACCUCUAUCCCUUGACUCCACAUCGUAGCACAAGCCCACAUCAAGCAUUGACACUUCUCCCCAAGAUUAUGUGUGAUGUGAGGAAAGUGGAGUUUGCAAGAGCCCUGCGACUGAUUGAUGGGAUGAUUGAACCCAUUUUCUUCACUGUGCCAAGGGUUAAGAAUGAGUUCUUCCAGGAUGAUCUUUUCCCACCUACCAGAGUCACAUGGGAGCCUAGCCUCACAGCAAUUGAAUGGCUUUCUGGUGAAACAUGCAUUCCAAAAUUCAUCAGCCUCCAGCCAGAUGAUAUGAUGAGUUUGUCCAGGGCUGAAAGCAUUCCUCAGAUGCCAAAGCAAGGGACCAUGGAAUCACCAAAAGUCAAUGCAAACAACUUUAUGGGACCUGAAACUAUUCCGGCUGUCAUGCUCAAACCUGGAGCAAGAGACCCUGACCAGAAGAAGAAGCAAGAGGAAGUGGAAGCAUCCUUGAGCAAGAUGAUGAGAAUGGAUAUGAGGCUUGAACAAGAUGGCAUGGAAGGAGUUGCACCUCAUGAAUGGGGAUUCAAUGAGAUUCAGACAUCCUCUCCUCAAUAUUGCACCUUCGACAUGCCCCGGCCACUUACUGGUAAUACUCCCAGAGGAAGAAAUUCCAGCUUCCAGAAAGGAGGAGUCGACCAUGGAGCCAAAAGCCUCAGAGAAAACGGACAACCACCGCAGAAGAAAUUUAAAGAAGGGGAUAAUGGAGAUGGGAAUCUUUCCUCAUUUGAAAUGGAACUGCUGCAGCUUGAUGAUGCAGAAGUUGAAAUGUUUGAUAGUGAAUCACCAGAGCUCCAAGGGAUGGGGCCAGAAAUCAUGCAGACAAGUGCAAAAUGGAGUCGCCCUGCACCCCCAAAAUACAAUUCCAAUGAAGAUACUCUGACUUUUCAUCAAAUUGAUGUUGAUCACUACAUUGGUCAGGCAAUAAGAGGCAUGCCUGGGGCACAAAGUGGACCAGUUCCAAUCAUGAGAAUGUUUGGCAUCACAAAGUUGGGGAAUUCUGUGUGCUGUCAUGUUCAUGGCUUUGUUCCUCAUUUUUAUGUCCUAGCCCCAAAUGACUUUUCUGAAGAUCAUGUCAAGGAAUUCCUUGACUCACUGAAUAGAGCUGUCUUAGAUGAUAUGCGAUCAAAUAAGGAAGGCUUGAAUCAUGCUGUUCUUGCUGUGGAGAUCCAGAGAAAAGAAUCCAUAUAUGGAUUCAGUGGGAAUCAGAAAUCAGACUUCAUCAAAAUUACAAUGGCCUUACCCAAGCUGAUUGCUCCAGCAAAGCGUCUCCUGGAAAGGGGAGAGAUAGAGGUUGAUGUUGCCUGGGAUGCCAUGAUUGCUCAUCCUCCUGAGGGAGAGUGGGCUGAUAUUGCACCUUUCCGUAUUCUCAGUUUUGACAUUGAGUGUGCAGGCAGGAAAGGUGUGUUCCCAGAACCAGAGAAAGACCCAGUGAUUCAGAUUGCCAAUAUGGUUGUUCAUCAAGGUGAAAAGACACCUUUUAUUCGUAAUGUCUUUACACUUCACUCAUGUGCUCCUAUUGUUGGAUCUCAAGUCAUCAGCUGCAGCAAUGAAAGAGAUCUUCUAAAUGGAUGGGCCAAUUUCAUCAGAGAAGUCGACCCUGACAUUAUAACUGGAUAUAAUAUCCAGAACUUUGAUCUACCUUAUCUUCUGAACCGAGCAAAGGCUCUCAAAUGUGAAAACUUCCCUUACCUUGGUCGGGUCAAGGAUAUCAGGACUGUGGUAAAAGAAACAGUUCUUCAGAGUAAACAGUUGGGUCGCAGAGAGAGCAAGAACAUCAACACAGAGGGCCGAGUCCAGUUUGAUCUUCUUUUAGUCCUUCUGAGGGACUACAAGCUUCGUUCAUACACUCUGAAUGCUGUCAGUUUCCACUUCCUCCAAGAACAGAAAGAAGAUGUGCAUCAUUCCAUCAUCACUGACCUCCAGAACAAAGAUGAACACUCUCGUCGCAGGCUUGCAGUAUACUGUUUGAAAGAUGCCUACCUUCCAUUGAGGCUCCUGGAUAACCUGAUGUGCAUCAUCAAUUACAUGGAAAUGGCUCGAGUCACUGGAGUGCCUCUGGGAUAUCUGCUCACUCGAGGCCAGCAGAUCAAAGUUGUCUCUCAGCUGCUCCGAAAGGCCAAAGAGCAAGAUCUUCUCUUUCCUGUGGUGAAGUCAGAAGCUGGAGAGGACUUCAUGGGAGCAACUGUGAUUGAACCAGAGAAGGGCUUUUACAAUAUUCCCAUUACAACCUUGGAUUUCAGUUCUCUAUAUCCAAGCAUCAUGAUGGCUCACAAUCUCUGCUAUACAACACUCCUCAGUCAAUCCUCUAUAGAGAAACAUAAGUUGGCUCCUGAAGAUUUCAUCAAGACACCUUCUGGAAACUUGUUUGUGAAGUCAUCAGUUCGUAAAGGUCUCCUUCCUGAAAUCUUGGAGAAUCUCCUUGGUGCCAGAAAGAAGGCCAAGGCUGAUCUCAAAGAAGAGACCGAUCCUUUCAGGAAGCAAGUUCUUGAUGGCAGACAAUUGGCACUGAAAAUCAGUGCCAAUUCAGUGUAUGGUUUCACUGGUGCUCAAGUUGGGAAGCUUCCUUGCUUAGAAAUUUCUCAGGUGAUCUACGGUGAUACUGACUCUGUGAUGGUUCGAUUUGGUGUAGAGACUCUUACAGAAGCUAUGGCACUUGGGAGAGAAGCUGCUGAAUAUGUUAGCAACAAGUUCAUCAAGCCCAUCAAGUUAGAAUUUGAAAAGGUAUAUUUCCCAUACCUCCUGAUCAAUAAGAAGCGCUAUGCCGGUCUCUAUUUCACACGCCCUGAUACAUAUGACAAGAUGGAUUGCAAAGGCAUUGAGACUGUUCGGCGAGAUAAUUGUCCUCUUGUGGCCAAUCUCAUCAAUACCUGUCUGGAGAAGAUCCUUAUUGACAGGGAUCCAAAUGGAGCUGUGGAAUUUGCCAAGCAGACUAUAUCAGACCUGCUAUGUAAUCGUGUGGAUAUUUCUCAGUUGGUCAUCACAAAAGAACUGACCAAGACAGAUGAGGACUACAAAGCUAAGCAGGCACAUGUGGAACUGGCAAACAGAAUGAAGAAAAGGGAUGCUGGCUCUGCACCAAACUUGGGUGAUCGAGUCCCUUAUGUGAUAAUGGCAGCUUCCAAAGGCACAGCAGCUUACCUCAAGUCAGAAGAUCCCAUUUAUGUCUUGGACAACAACAUUCCCAUCGAUUUUGAAUACUACCUACAAAAUCAGUUGGCAAACCCUCUUCUCCGCAUUUUUGAGCCUAUACUAGGGGAGAAGGCUGAGUCCAUCCUCUUACGUGGAGAUCAUACACGCACCAAGACUAUGGUGACCUCAAAGGUAGGAGCCUUGGCUGCAUUCACAAAGAAACGAGCCUCAUGCAUUGGAUGUAAGGCCGUCCUCGAUGGAAACACUGAUGCCAUCUGCAAGUAUUGCAAACCUCGGGAAGCUGAAAUCUAUCAGAAUGAAGUUGCUCAGCUGAAUGCCUUGGAAGACAAGUUUGCUCAGCUCUGGACUCAGUGCCAGAGGUGUCAAGAUUCCCUGCAUGAAGAUGUCAUCUGCACUAAUCGGGACUGUCCAAUUUUCUACAUGCGGAAGAAAGUUCGGCAGGACUUGGAAGCCCAAGAUGCUGUGAUUCAACGAUUUGGUUCCCCAGUCUGGUGA
This is a messenger RNA of Darwinula stevensoni, 7530 nucleotides long. NCBI's taxonomy places the organism in Eukaryota, Metazoa, Arthropoda, Ostracoda, Podocopida, Darwinulidae. The record is from the annotation of a GenBank genome assembly.